Messenger RNA from Acipenser ruthenus (sterlet), 3645 nucleotides. RefSeq names its product cysteine sulfinic acid decarboxylase. The transcript has 14 exons. Gene Ontology annotation, cellular component: cytoplasm. Bases 195 to 1766 code for a protein of 523 amino acids. Lineage: Eukaryota; Metazoa; Chordata; Actinopteri; Acipenseriformes; Acipenseridae. The record is from RefSeq and is a predicted model, not a curated record. Gene Ontology annotation, molecular function: sulfinoalanine decarboxylase activity; pyridoxal phosphate binding. Gene Ontology annotation, biological process: carboxylic acid metabolic process.
UCAUUUGUGAUGGAAUGUAGCGUACCCCUCCCCUAAACCUGCUCUUGAACUGGCGUCUCGUGUGAUUGGCUGUGGAGUCUCAAUCGGGUCGGCUUCAUCUUGUGAAACGUGACGAAAUCUCGACAGUCUUCUGAAGAACAGCGCAUAAAACCCAGCCAGCAUCCCGACCAAUAUUAACCAAUAAACGGGCAAAGAUGAGUAACUCUACUGCAUCAAGGGCUUUCGCGAACCUGAACGGUAAUUACGAGCUUAAAGGGUCGGCCGGCCGGCAGCAGAAGGCCGUGAUGGUGGACGGAGUGACCCUGAACGGGCCGCUGAGUGAUAACCGCGAUGGGGAGCGCUUCCUGGAGGACGCGUUUCAGAUUAUCAUGAACGAGGCGGUCAAGAAAGGGACAGACGUGACAGAGAAGGUGUGUGACUGGAAGGAGCCCGGGAAGCUGAGGGAGAUUAUGGACCUGGAGCUGAGAGAGACCGGGGAGAACCACGAGAGGCUGCUGCAACGCUGCCACGACGUGGCCAAAUACAGCGUCAAAACCAGUCACCCCCGUUUUUUCAACCAGCUCUUUGCCGGGCUGGACCAUCACUCCCUCGCAGGAAGAUUCCUCACAGAAGCCCUGAACUCAAGCCAGUACACGUAUGAGGUGGCGCCGGUCUUCGUUCUCAUGGAGGAGGUGGUGCUUUCCACGCUCCGCUCCCUGAUUGGCUGGGACUCCGGUGACGGGAUCUUCUGCCCUGGCGGCUCCAUCUCUAACCUGUACGCCAUGAACCUGGCGCGGUACCGAGCGUUCCCCGAGGUCAAGCAGAGGGGGCUGUGGGCCGUCCCGCGACUGGCUGUCUUCACAUCGAAGGAGUGCCACUAUUCUGUGGGCAAGUCUGCUUCUGUUCUGGGAGUCGGGCUGCAGAACGUGCAUCCAGUCAAAGUGGACGAGAGGGGUGUGAUGAUCCCAGAAGAUCUCGAUGAGCAAAUCGAAAAAGCCAAAUCCCAGGGUUCGGUUCCGUUUCUGGUCAGCGCCACGUCCGGUACCACGAUCCUGGGGGCCUUUGACCCGCUGGACAAGAUCGCUGAUGUGUGUGAAAAGCACAAGCUGUGGUUCCACGUGGAUGCUGCCUGGGGUGGAAGUGCCCUGCUGUCGAAAAAACACAAACAUCUUCUGAAGGGGAUUGACAGGGCUGAUUCGGUGGCCUGGAACCCCCACAAGAUGCUGAUGGCCGGUCUGCAGAGCUCCGCCUUCCUUAUGAAAGACAGCAGCGGUUUGCUGAAGCAGUGUCACUCGGCCAACGCCACAUACCUGUUCCAGCAAGACAAGUUCUACGACAUGAGCUACGACACAGGGGAUAAGUCCAUCCAGUGCGGCCGCAAGGUGGAUUGCCUCAAACUGUGGCUCAUGUGGAAGGCCACGGGGACGCUGGGCUUGGAGCAGCGCGUGGACCGGGCCUUCGCAUACACCAGGUACCUUGUGGAGGAGAUGAAGAAAAGAGGUGGCUUCCAGCUGGUUGUGGAGCCCCAGUUUGUGAACCUGUGCUUCUGGUAUGUCCCCCCCAGUCUGAGAGGGGAGGAGGGCAGUGAGGGUUACCAGGAGAAGCUGUCCAAGGUGGCUCCGACAAUCAAAGAGCGGAUGGUGAAGAAGGGCAGCAUGAUGGUGGGCUACCAGCCACACCAAGACAAGGUCAACUUCUUCCGCUUGGUGGUGAUCAGCCCUCAGAUCACUAGAGCCGACCUUGACUUCUUCCUGGAUGAGAUUGAGAGCCUGGGGCGAGACUUGUAGCCGACUACACCGACCCUGAAAACGAGAUCAUACUAGUACUUUGCCCUCUCCCUUAGAUUCUGCCGGGAAGGGUUUUGUUUCGCUUUAUUUUUUUCAUGCAGUGUUUUAACACAGGACAGCUUUCGUAGGUUUUUUUUUUAAUCAUCUGGUCCAUUUUAAAAACCGCUAUAAGAACGCUGUAAUUCAAUUUUAAUCCCAGAGUUUGCACGGCUGCUUCUGCUGAUGCUGUGGACCAAACGUUCCCUGCAGAUCGGAAAAGCUUUUAUCAAGAUUGCAAGACCGCUGCCCGGGAUCAUAAAGACCCUGCAGCUUGUUCUGUGUCUGAAAUCUAAAGCGCUUUGUUGAGUCGCACUGGGAAGCACUUGCCUAGGCAAGCCAAGCGGCCUGUAGUAUUAAGAGUCUAUCAAGUGUUUGAAUGAAUGUUUCACAGCUUUAUCAUAGUGCUGUGUUCAGUAGCCAGUUAGGAUUGUAUUGAAAUACUCUAAAAUAAAUUACUGAUUUCUGGCUUCUGACAAAAAUAGACCCGUUACAUGUUAUUGAUUUCAGAAGUAAUAGACCGGGCUAUAAUCAUGGUCUAAAAAUAGAUAUUUCACGCUUUUAACCCUAUGUAUUAAAGCAGAAAUAAAACAGCGUUGACACAUUCAAACUUGAUCAUUUUUCUCUAUAGUUAUUAUACAACACAUUUCACAGAAAUGGUGACAUCCGUGCUCACUGGGAAAUAAAAACAAAAAUACAGCCUUAGUAAUCACCUUUUACUGGCAGCUUGAGAAUAAUGAAACUGGAAAAAAAAAGAUUCUUAAAAUAUGUAAAUCUGAAGCAGAAUUUUAACAAGUAGAUUGGAAUUCCAGAACGUGAAGUGAACUUCCAAGUACUUUUUUUUUUUAACUUUAUUGAAACAAAUCUGUCUUCAGGUUUGAAUGUGAAGUGCCAAGGAACAUUGUAAAAACACAAUGUCGGGAAACAGAGCCGACCUUUUGUAAUGACACGGUUGGCAAAUCGACAGGGUAAUGGUAGACUUUGUAAGACGAUCACAGAAACUUCUUUUAGGAAUAGACACUGUGUCGAGGGGAUAAAGCCUGUAUUGUCGUCUUUGUCACAAGUUCUGAAUAGAUGGUUUUGUCUGCACUGUGACGUGAGGGUGGAGGAGAUUGAUCUGCAUUGCUACUGGGGCAGAGUUGUACCAAUAUUACAGUUACAGCGACACAGUCAAUUUCAUCCUCUAGGGGGCGCUGUGGAAGUGCUCUGAGAAAUUACCCCAGCGCUCUCCUCACGCACACUGUGCAAAGACCUGAUCGCAAGGAUUAUUUGCUUAUUUAGCAGACGCCUUUAUCCAAGGCGACUUACAGAGACUAGGGUGUGUGAACUAUGCAUCAGCUGCAGAGUCACUUACAACUACGUCUCACCUGAAAGACGGAGCACAAGGAGGUUAAGUGACUUGAUCAGGGUCACACAGUGAGUCAGUGGCUGAGGUGGGAUUUGAACCGGGGACCUCCUGGUUACAAGCCCUUUUCUUUAACCACUGGACCACACAGCCUUCUCAAGUGGUGUGUAUCCUCGGGGAUGGAAAAAAGACUCCCCAUUCCUUAGCGCUUUGAUCCAUUCCUGGAUUUACUAUGAGUCGAAUCAGACACACCUGAGCUUGUUACCUGUACACUGUGGCUAAUCAAGCUCACAGUAAAACCUGGAAUGGGUGGCAGUGCUAUGCAACAGGAGUCUUGUUUCCAGCUCUGUGUUUUAGUGUUGUGUGGCUUGUGUCUUGAAAUUGCACAGGGUGUUUUUUUUGUUUUAACUGCUUCUUAAUGAAUGUCCUAAUGUAUUUUUUUGUAUUAAAUGCAGUUCAUUUUUGAGUAAAUCUAAUAAAUAAAAUAAAAUAAGAAAA